AAUCAAUUAACACAUCGAUUUUUUUCCAUGAAUCGCCCAUCGUUAUCACCAACCACGUGCAGACGACGCGUUCCCCAGUCAAUUUUCAUUCUCCUGCCCUCGCCCCACUAUACGACGACAGGGCUAACGCAAACGAGCCUCGUGCAGUGCGUGCGCCAUACCAACAUGUGUGUCGUCCUAUUUGCGCCAUUGUCGCCGAGUAUUCCUCUUCGCCGGUCGCACGGGCCCACGUCAUUCACGACAAUAACAGAAUAGUGUCGCAGACGUCCGUUUAACCAUCGACCCGCCUUGGUCCGUUUGCGGCAGCGCAGUGAUACCGAGUGCUGUUGGAAGACUUUCGCCCGAACACGGUUAGCGACUGCACUGGAAAGCGGUUCUGAACGAUCAUUAAUAUUUAGAAUUGACAUCACAAAUAUUUUUGCAGAACAAUUGACACCUCAGGAUGGAAUGCUACGUACGGAAACACUUAAGAGGAAAUGAUUAUUCCAUGAUUGAGAUAGACGAUAUGUACUGUAGCAAUGGCGAUUUAAAACUCACAAACAGAGAAGAGAAUUUAAUUAGGGGUACAGAUAUGUUGGCUGCACAUCUUAUGGAAAAAGCUAUUCGGGAAAAAAGCAAAUGUGAACGUCAAAAACUUUUUGAGGAUAUUGAAUUUCUGUAUUUGAAUGCAAAUAAAAUUGUUAUGAAUCACAUGAAUCAUUUAUUAGGCAGGGCCUUCGUUUGCUUAUUAGAUAAUGAAACGAUGAGUGCAGCUGAUUUAAAAUUAUCUAAAAUGUUAUCGGAUGGUUUAGAUUGUAUACCGUUUACAUUUGGAAAAUCAAUUGAUGAAAUUGAUGUAAGCCGAUGUAAAAAUAAUCUUAUCAAACAAUGGAAGUUAUUGCGUGAAAACAAAGAAAAAUCUGAAUAUAUUCGAACAGAUAUGUCGUAUAAUUUCUUGCAAUUAGGAGAGAUUGAAAAAGCAAGAUUGGGAUUUGAAUUAGCUUUAAAGUUAAACUCAAAUUGUGUGCUUGCAUUAGUAGGUCUUUCGAUCACACUGUUAAUUAAAUCCAGUAAAUCCCCACAUACUAUUAAUCUAUUUGUAAAAUUUUCAAAUCAAUUGACCAUUAAAACCAUAAAAAUAGAAACUUUAUUCAAAAUAGCUUUUGAUUAUUUCAAGCAAGGGAGAAGUAAUAAAGCCAUACGAUAUUACAACAUUAUAUUGCAAAGAUCAAGGAAUUUAUUCCGAAUAACUAAAUGUCUUGAUUUUUUGGGUCAAGCUUAUGAAUUAAAGGGUGACUAUAAUCGGUCGUUUGAAUAUUAUUAUCGAGCAGUUAUUAUGAAUCCUAAUGACAUUGGAUAUUCAUAUUAUGGUCUCGCAAAAAUGUAUAUCAUUAUUUGUUCCUUUCAGAAGGCUGAAAAGUGCUUGGAAACAUAUUUACGUGUGAACCCAAAAUGCAAUAAAUCUAAGGUAAAGCUUAGUUUAUUGUAUGUGCAUUCAAAUGUUGAAGAUAAAAUAUACAAAGCUCAGACUUAUCUAAAAGAAGUAGUAAAUGAAGUUCCAAACUGUCUGGACGCCUGGGUUGGCUUAGGUUUGAUAGCCAUAAUCAAUAAAAAAGAGUUAAAUAAUAUUUAUCAUAAUGUUGUGGUUUUGACACAUGGUUACCAAUUAACACGCUUCUCAGUUGACUUGAUUAUUGAUAUGGCUCUUAUAUAUUUUAAGUUUGGAGAAUAUGACUACAGUUGCUCAGUACUUGAAUUAGCCGUCAAAUUCUUAAAACAAUUAUCUGGAGUUACUCCUUGUUUAUAUUAUAUACAUUUGACAAAUGUAGCUUGUGGUCGGUUGGUCAAUGUUUAUUUAGAACUUAAAGAAUUUCAAAAGGCAGAUAAAUUGUUGAAAGAAAUGAUGCAGAAAAAUCCUAAAGAUGUUGAACCAAUCAUAGUAUUGGCAAAAUUGUUUCAAGUCCGUCACCAAGAUAAUGAGGCUCGCGAGUAUGCUAAAAAAGCAUUGCAAUUUAAUCCAAGAUGUCCUGAGGCCCUGAAAAUACUUAGAAAAUUGAAUUUAGAAGAUGAAAUGGACUUAUCUGAGUUUAAUGAAUCUUCAUUAAAAAACCUUAAAGAUAUAUUUAUUAAUUUGAAAGACAUGGCAAUAGGAUCUACAAAAAAUAUAACUGUAUUUAACAAAGAUACAGAAUUUGAUAAUUUGGCAUUAGAAUUUUUUGGAAAAUUAUUGAAUUCUGAUCCGGUACGGAUCUGGGGCCCUGAUAUGUUGGGUCAACAUCUAGCAAACGGUGACAUUUUAAGUAAAUUGAAAAAUACAUUUUCUAUCGCCGAAAAAUCUAAUAUACUAUGCAGUACUUGGAUAUAUUAUGCGAAAGAUUGCGAAAAAAAAAAACUCUACAAUCGGAGUAUUAAAAUAAUGAAAGUAUGUUUGAAAUUAUUUUUCUUACAUGAUACUUUUAAAAUUUACCCAUUAAUCGGAUAUCAAUAUAUCUUAGCAUACAAUUUUCAAGAUGCCUAUAAAAUGUUUUUAAAAGCUUUUAUGGCUAUUCCUGGUGAUUUUAGUAUAAUUAAUUGUAUGGCUUUUACAAUACAACAAAUAGGCAACUUGAUUUUAGAAAAAAAAAAAUGCACUAUGAGAGAUGUCCAUAAAGCUAUGGAAAAUAUUAAAUUAGCAGAGAAAUAUUUUACUUUUCUUGUAAGACAAAAUGAUGUUAUGAUUCAUGGUGUUGCCAACGAAGGACUAGUACUUUGUCAAUUAAAGAUUAAUUUACUACCCAUUUAUAAACGCCGAGUACGUCUAAUGGAAAUUAAAUUGAUGGAAUCUAAUUCUUAAAGAAGAUUGAAAAAUUGAGAAACCAUUCAAAUUCAACAAUUUAAUAUUAAGUUGAAAUAUUGCAGCUCUUUGAGGACUACACAAAACUCAUUUUGUCGAGACACCAAAAUGAAAAAAAAAAAUUAAAGUCUUCAUAAUUUGUUCUAUUCUAAUUAUA
Sipha flava (yellow sugarcane aphid) is the source of this 2969-nucleotide messenger RNA. Its product is annotated as RNA polymerase-associated protein CTR9 homolog. Gene Ontology annotation, biological process: regulation of DNA-templated transcription. Bases 443 to 2812 code for a protein of 789 amino acids. Gene Ontology annotation, cellular component: Cdc73/Paf1 complex. The record is from RefSeq and is a predicted model, not a curated record. Gene Ontology annotation, molecular function: RNA polymerase II complex binding. The transcript has 14 exons. NCBI's taxonomy places the organism in Eukaryota, Metazoa, Arthropoda, Insecta, Hemiptera, Aphididae.